Molecule: messenger RNA, 1439 nt
Organism: Tuber aestivum (summer truffle)
Lineage: Eukaryota; Fungi; Ascomycota; Pezizomycetes; Pezizales; Tuberaceae
Source: the annotation of a GenBank genome assembly
GAGCAUCAUCCUUUACAGUUCCCCCCCACACACCCGCCCCGCUUUUCAAUCACCUACACCAACAGACAGCACCUACCGCCAUCUCAACUACCGAAAUGGCCACAAUCCCUCGUCCAAAAACUCCCAUCGACGAAACCCUCUGGCGGGACCAGGUCUGGUACCGUCAAUGGGGUCCCAUAACUGAAGUCACGGCAAUGGACUACUUCCGUAUGUCUACUUUCUUCGACCACACCAGCAACAACGGCACACUCUUCCAGCAGAUGCAAUUCAACCCGCAAUUUCGCGAGGAGCUGCGAACCCCCGAACUGUUCAACCGACGGCUGGCGACAAUGACGGGAGUGGAGUACAUGCUUGCUACGGGGAGUGUGGAGAGCGGUGUAUGGGUUAUUCGGAAGCAGCUGAGGAAGAGCCCCAGAUACGAUGACAACGUACGGGGGGAUGAUAUCACAGUGUUAGCGGCCUAUUAUAUCGUUGGGGAGAAUAUAUACCAAGCGCCGAGUAUUGGAGCGGUGCUUCAGAAUCGAAUGGUUGGUUUCUGCCCCGCCCGGUCCUGCCUUACCUGACCUUGCCUCGCGCUCGCUCGGAAGAAAGCAGAACUAACUUGGAUGAAAUACAACAGUUAGCGACUAUAUCCGCCCUCCGCUCCGCCCUCACUGUCGCAACAAACCUCUCCUCCUUCGUACCAACAACCUCAACCAAUUCAACCUUCUCCUCGCAGGCUCCACAAACCACCACCGGCGUCGCCACAUCAUCCCAACAAUCUAUAUCAGCAUCCCAACCCCCUCCCUCUACACAAUCCUCCACAGCCACUUCAACCUCCUCACCACCACUCGCUUCAUCCUCCUACGCCACUGACCCCCGCCUACUCGCACAGGCACUAAAAUUGUCACUAAAACAUCACAACGAGUACAUGGAUGACCACGCUCCACUGCUGGGUGACCCGGCUAGCUUCUUGCAGUCGCAGCCAGGCUCGCAAAGGGGUAGUACGCCGAAUUCACAGGUAGAUGUCACGGCGAAGAAGCAAGCUACAGCGGUAGCGGCAGCCGCGAAGAAGGCGGGGGUACAACAGCAACAGCAACAGCAACAACAGCAGCAGCAGCAACAGCAAGGGGUAACUCAGGGACAGGCGAAGAAAAAGGGUAAGGGGUUAGGGCCGUAGGGGCUGUGGUUGUGAAUUUGUGUGCGCAUGCGUGUGUUUGGCGUUGGAAUUUUGAGUAAUUUCAUGGGACCACAGUUGUUAGUUUUGAGGGUCUCCAGGCUUCGGUCUGUACGAUAUAUGGCGCUCUUAAUACUCGACUUUAUACCAUCACAUUUUGUAUACGGAGCGAGAGUCGCUAUCCCCUGCAGCCCAGGUCCGUGGCUGAUAGCGCAAAAACGGUUCUUAUCGCGGGAGCACAAGAAAACUAUCAAGCACAGUGAUUCAAGACUCGAGGCACUAA